UGAACUAGGAAUUUCCGAGGGGUAAGUGAAGGCAACCGGAGGGGCGGUAACUUUGCGUAGUGUCCUCCAUUCUUCAAGUGAGGAGGAAGAACGCGCUCGUUGUGUUCUUACGCAAACAAAGUCAAACGGGUUCCCAGUAGGUUCUGUUGGUCCGGACUGAGCGGCACUAUGUCGGGCAGCUGGUGGAGCAGCGAGGCGGUGACUCACGGCCUGGUGGCUCUGUUCGCGAUGGGAUCCUGGAUCUCCGUCAACAGUCUGUGGGUCGAGCUGCCGGUGGUCGUUAACGUGCUGCCGGAAGAGUGGAACCUGCCUGCCUAUCUGUCAGUGCUGAUAGCGUUUGGGAACAUUGGUCCAAUAGCAGUGACCGUUACACACCACUGUGCUCCAGGACGUUUAAACGAACGCAUCGUCAUCCACUGUAUCCAGGUGCUGGCGGUGGUAGCGUCCGCUCUUCUGGCUAUCUUCUGGUCACACACCGUCACGAUAGCUGGAGAAGACAGGUCACUGCUGUUCCUGAUCUUCACCUUCGUGUUGUCUUUUGUUUGUUGUACGUCCAACGUCACCUUCCUUCCUUUUAUGUUCAGUUACCCCCCUCAGUAUAUUCGUACUUUCUUCAUUGGCCAGGGCCUCAGCGCCUUGUUCCCUUGCAUUGUGGCAUUAGGGCAAGGUGUUGGCAAGCUGGAGUGUAAAACUGUGAAUGGCACGGUGCAGCCGGAGUAUUUGGAGGAGAACUUUCCGGUGCAGAACUUCUUCUGGUUCUUGUGUGUCAUGCUGGUGAUCUCAGCUGUGAGUUUCCAGGCUUUAAUGCAAAGACGGACAGCGUCGCAGGAAAAUGCACCGCCGCAGGAGACUGACGAUGCAGCGGCGGCAAAAAACGGAGAGGAAACGCACCCUCUACACAACGGAGGGACACCGGCGUCUGAGGAUCAGGUGCAGCUGGAGGAACCGCCGCAGACAUUUUGGACAAGGCGGAACAUCUACCUGCUGUCGCUGCUCGCGGUCUCCAACGCCCUCACCAACGGGGUGCUGCCGUCUGUGCAGAGUUUCUCCUGUCUGCCCUAUGGACGCAUGACCUUUCACCUCUCCGUGGUGCUCAGCAACAUAGCGAACCCCCUCGCCUGCUUUCUAGCUAUGUUUGUUGUCCUGAGGUCCUCCACUGGUCUGGGCGUCUUGUCUCUAGCAGGGGGAGUAUUUGCUGCGUAUCUCAUGGCGUUAGCAGCACUCAGCCCCUGUCCUCCACUCCUGGGAAACUCUGCUGGCAUGGCUUUAGUGGUCAUAUCCGGGAUUAUUUUCACUGGCCUCUUCUCCUAUCUGAAGGUGGUGAUCGGGACUUUGCUUCACGAGGCGGGUCACGCUGCCCUGCUGUGGUGCGGCAUCUCUAUCCAGGCCGGCUCCCUUAUCGGAGCCCUCACCAUGUUCCCUCUGGUCAACGUCUAUCACGUGUUUAACCGCUCUCAAGAAUGUGUGGAUAACUGCAUUUAGCAGGAGUGAGAUAUGUAAUGUUUUUUUUUAUGAAUUCAAGUUUUUUUAUAGACACAGUUCCCAUUUAUUCGCCACAGGACAACGACUGUUUUAACCCAGUUUUUUGGGGCUCCUGAGUGAAGAACCAGAUCCGUCUUGUUGAUCCUGCCACCAAUGAGGCAUCCUCUCGUGAUUCAGAGGCCUCGGAGCCGGUGAAAACAUUCCCAGAUAAUGGAAGCAUUGUGUUUCUGCACAUUGGUCCAGGGGGAUGUAAAAUACUUAUGAUGUAGUAAUACCACAAGUGCUUUGUGUGCUAUUUUGAAUCUCUAUAGUUGUUUAUUGUACCACAAACAACAGCUGAUGGAUUUUGUAUUUCCCACAACAACAAAAUCACGUGAAAUGUUAUUUCCUCAGGGACACAAUUAUUAACUUAUUCAUCCACAUUGUUGCUCCUGAAUCUAAAUAUUCACACUGUUAGUUGAACACUACCUGAAACAUCCAUACAGAACGGGAAGUAUUUUAUUUUUUUUUAAUUUCAGUGACUAUUUUCAGAUGUUUGUCUACCUCUUCCCUUUAAUUCCACAUAAGCUUAUAAUAUGAUUUUAUUUACAGUUUUAUCAGAGUCAGAUAUACAACGCAGUUGUGCUGGUCAGCUUUAUGAAAACUGUAUAACUUGUAAUGCGGUUACUACAUGCAGCGACAUUCCUUGAUUUCACGCCAAAAUUAUUUUUUCUGUGCCUGAAAAAUGUUGACCUUCAUCACAAAUUUCCAUUUCCUUUAGAUUUGACUGUGUUUCUCAUGUUUUAUACAUUACAACACUAAUAAUAUUUGUAUUCAUUGCAGAUAUACAGUAAUGUUAUUUCACCUUAAGGGAACAAUAGCUGACCUAGCAAAGUAACGAGUAAACAGUUUUGGUAAACAAGGGAUUGUGUCAUCUCAGGCUUUGAAAUAUAAUAACGAUAACAAUGUAUAUCUUUGAUACGCACUAACUAAUGCCUUGUAAGGUAACUGUAUUAACCAGGCUGCUACAUUACAUCAGAUUUAAUAACUUCAUUAAACUCCACAGAAGUUUUACAGAGCAAGAAUAUCUGUUAAUGUUGCCUUAACUUUAUGGUGCUUUUUAAAGGCAUCAAUCUGUUAAACUCUGUGCUGACUACUAACGGCCUGAUUGUUUGAACAGUAAAGUGAUUGAAGGUGCUUUUUGCUUUUUUUAUGACUGGUAUUUUUUGUUGAUUUUUUUUAGUUGAUUGUUGAAUGGCUGCGGUUAAAGGGACAGUUCACCCCCGAAAUCAAAAAUUCAUAUUUUUCCUCUUACUUUUAGCACUAUUUAUCAAUCUAGAUUGUUUUGGUGUGAGUUGCAGAGUGUUGGAGAUAUCAGUCGUAGAGAUGUCUGCCUUCUUUCCAGUAUAAUGGAACUACAUGACACUCCGCUUGUGGUGCUGAAAGAAAAAACAAAAAUGCCAACAGCGAUAUCUCUUUCCCGAACUCAUGACCCGGUUACUCAAGAGAAUCCACAGACCUUGUGAGCAGUUUCUUGUAGGAACUAUUUUCUUUCUUCUGAACUACACCCACCAACCGUAUCACAGCGCAGAAGGAAGCGUGCAUCUAUUCUCUAUAGUGCUAUAAGCUAGCUAACGUUACAGCUCAGCAGGAGGACGCCGUUAAUGUUCACGUCUCCCGUUGUCACGAGAACGAACCUCUCAUCUGUGAGUAGAUGCAUGCAUCCUGCAGCGCGGUGAUACGGUUGGCUGGUAUAGUUUGGUAGAAAGAGAAUAGUUCCUACAUGAAACUGCUCACAACAAGGUCUGUGGAUUAUCUUGAGUAACCGGGUCAUGAUUUCUGGAAAGAGACAUUGCUGUUGAGUUUUUUUUUGCCACUUUGAGCACCACAAGUCGAGUGCCGUCUAGUUCCAUUAUAUUGGAGAGAAGGCAGACAUCUCUACGGCUGAUAUCUCUAACACUCGUCAACUCACACCAAAACAAUCUAGAUAAACGGCCCUACAGGUAAGAAGACAAUUAUGUAUCUUGUAUGUAUCUUUGAUUUUAGGGUGAACUGAACUUUGAAGUAUAUUAUGAAGGCUAUGAAAUGACUUAUAAACAAUAAAGAAUUGUUGAAAAGG
Molecule: messenger RNA, 3580 nt
Organism: Sebastes umbrosus (honeycomb rockfish)
Lineage: Eukaryota; Metazoa; Chordata; Actinopteri; Perciformes; Sebastidae
Gene: slc52a2
Product: solute carrier family 52 member 2
Exons: 4
Coding region: 169-1482 (437 amino acids)
Biological process (GO): riboflavin transport
Cellular component (GO): plasma membrane
Molecular function (GO): riboflavin transmembrane transporter activity
Source: RefSeq, a predicted model, not a curated record